Molecule: messenger RNA, 681 nt
Organism: Fasciola hepatica (liver fluke)
Lineage: Eukaryota; Metazoa; Platyhelminthes; Trematoda; Plagiorchiida; Fasciolidae
Source: the annotation of a GenBank genome assembly
AUGUUUUACUAUGAUGCCGAAAUUUUCUCGAAGUUUUUCCAACGAGAAGACAAAAUGUACGGAGCAACUGCAGGUGGUAAAAGAGGCAAAGAUUUAUCAAGUGUGGAUCUGACUGCACCCGAGCUUCAGGCCAAGCCAAUUUCCCUAAACAAAUUGGAGACUCUUACACGAUUCAGCCGGAAGGAGCUACAGGCCAUCUACCAAGGUUUUAAAAGAGUUUGUCCAACUGGAUAUGCCAACAAGAACACUUUCAUAUCAGUUUACCAAAGCUUCUUCCCGGGAAGAUCUUCUUCCGGUUACGCACAACUCUGUUUCCGUGUAUUUGACAAAGAACAUUCCGGUGAACUGACUUUUGAGCAAUUUGCUCGUUCCCUAUCCCAAAUUACCAGAGGAUCCGAAAUGGAGAAAAUCGACUGGAUUUUCGAUUUGUACGAUCUGAACGGGGACGGGUACAUCACGCGAUCCGAAGUUCGUGAAGUGGCCACGGCCAUAUUCGACCUUUUACGUCCAAAGUCGGAAAAUGACCGAGAAUCAACGGCCAUCGACGAACGAGUGGAUAAAAUGAUAGAGACCUACGAUGUGGACAAAGACGGCCGAAUAUCUAAGGAAGAAUUUGUCAAUGUAUCUAGCAAGGAUCCUCAAUUCAUCUCCAACCUCAAUGUGUUCGGAACACAGUUGUAA